AUUAAAUAUGCCAGGAAGAGGAAAAGGAGGAAAAGGAGGAAAAGGUUACGGAAAGGUCGGAGCCAAGAGACACGCCAAGAAGGCCCUCAGAGAGACUAUCUUGGGAGUCACCAAGCCAGCUAUCAGAAGAUUAGCUAGAAGAGGUGGUGUCAAGAGAAUUUCAUCCCUCGUCUAUGAAGAGACCAGAGCUGUCCUCAAGGGAUUCCUUGAGUCAGUCAUCAGAGACUCAGUCACCUACACCGAGCACGCCAAGAGAAAGACUGUCACCGCUCUUGAUGUAGUCUACGCUCUCAAGAGACAAGGAAAGACCCUCUAUGGAUUCGGUGGUUAAACAUCACAUUAAUUUUGUUAUGGAUAAAAUCACGUCCAUGUGAAUUA
Messenger RNA from Moneuplotes crassus, 378 nucleotides. NCBI's taxonomy places the organism in Eukaryota, Ciliophora, Spirotrichea, Euplotida, Euplotidae. The record is from the annotation of a GenBank genome assembly.